AUGUCUUCUAAAAGCGGAGCCGUUUGCCUUAACGCUGGUACAGUUUUGACAGUUUUGUGUUUGCUUCUUUAUUCUGCUGGAUUCAUUAGGAUCGAGUUGAAGUUUAAUGAUCACGAUGCAAGGUUGCUGGCUGUCGAGGAUGUCAUUGCUCAAAUGCAUUCCAGAAAACAAAGAUUCAUGAUGGACGAUACCUCAAUUCAAGGUACAGUUGAACCUGUAUCGUUGCCGGUACACUACAACACUCCAAGUAAGAUCUCCUUUCUAUUUAAAACAGCAAGAGAGUAUCUUGCGAAAAUUAAUUAUCAUUUCAAUGCAAAAGUUGGCACAACCUUUAUCUCAAUACGGACAUCUCUAUGAUGCGAGGUAGUGGCUCCGUCAUUUACGAUAUCCUUAAAAACCUACGGUUAAAAGGAAGUCUGUACUCACAAUACAGAUCAUCCUCAUAAUAUACAGUAUUCGUUAUGCAGAUCUUUGUUGUAUUCGCGCCAUUCGUAAGUUGCUUUGUGCCAUCAAGCAGUUAUACAAAAAUGUCAUUUCUCUGGUAGACUGCUGAAUAAGUGGAAAGUGAUAGAGAUCAACAAAUGAUGAUGCGGAUAUUAUACUGACAGGAAAUCUCAUCUUACGAUGAAUUCGGUUGUAAUAAACCGAGUACCGAGGCGGUCUCCUUGAAAAUAGUUUCCCGUUAGCCUAUGGUAAGAUCUAGAGAUGGACUCUGGAUCGACUCAAAACGUUUGGGACGAUUGGCACGAUCCAUGAAAACCAGACUUCAAAUCAUCUCGAACACUUGAAUACGUUUUAAGAUGACGCGGCCGGUGACGGGCUGGCGCCGGAGACGACGCGAUUCAGUACCAACAAGUUUCACCGGACAAGUUGAAGCCAAACACUAUCCAAAGCUUUCUUGUCUUAGAACAUGUCAUGCAGUAAUGUGAAAUAGAAUUUUGUUGAUCAUGCUACAAGAUCCCGUUAUGGUAUAUACAAAAUGCCCGGGGGGAGGGGGGAUGUGGGGCACUCCCUUAUACGGCCUAUAUGGGUGUGUGCCGCUGAACAGGGUAACAUGGUUUUCAAGGUUUUGAGUCUUUUAAUGAUGCACCAUGAUGCACCAUGUUUAAAAACAGGGUGUCUUUUUGGACUGGAAGCCUUUCAAAGAGUGUGAAGACUUGCGAUGAGUGGGCUAUACCAAUAAUGUUUUUUCCUUAAUAUCUAUUUACACGAUUUUAGUGUGAAAAAGUACUUAAUUCUGUAUGCAAAACAAAACAAGUCAGGUUCAAAAAGUAGUGUCUCCUGUCUUAAACAGGGUGGCGAAAUGAGCAAUUUUUGUCUCAAACAGAGUCGGGGUUUGAAGGCCUCAGCAACACACCUCUACCCAAACUUCCCUUGAGUGCCCUCCUUCCCGGAAAAAUGAUACUAGAAGACAAAUACAAUCAUGGAUUUAAAUUGUAAGCCUCCCUGAUUAACGCUGAUCAGCAGCCUCUCAGGAACCGGGCUUGAAAUUGCUGUGAAUCGGGACUAGUUCCUUACAAUAGUGCUUUCACUUCCUUAACUUUUCGAGACAUUUUCUAAAUUUUGUUGCUGUGAAACUUCUAUGACUUUAUGUAUUGUUUAUGGUAGUUUUGUCUUAAACCAUUAUCGGCUUUAAAAAGUUUGCCAAUAGCCCUAGCUCAAAACACUAUUCAAAGAAUAGAAAUAGUCUGGUACGUUUUUGGACUUUGGCUCGUGACAUUUUGGCUCUUUUAAUUAAAUUAAAAGUGGAAUUUGAUACUCCUUGGGGAAACCGUCAACGUACUCUAUGCAAUGUUUCAAAAAUUCUGAAAAAAAAUAUUACAGGGUCAAGGAAACAUUCGUACUAAUACUUCCGUAUGUACCUACACGUUUAGGAAAUGUGACAAUGAAAGAUUUUAAGAAGAAGGAAGAUAAUAGUAAGAUGGUCCUCCACAGAUUUACCAGACAGGUCACCAGUAAUAAACCUUUUGAAAAUUCUACGAAAAUAAGACUUAUUCUGGAAGAUGUUGUAACUUCGAGCUUUAAGAAGAUGUGUCAAAACACUGGAACCUGGAACGUUUGCCCGCGUGGACUGCCGGGACCUCCUGGGAGAGAUGGACCAAAAGGUGAUAAAGGCGACCGAGGGAGGAGGGAUAAAAAAGGAAUGAAGCGGAAAACAAGGAAUUAUGGGGUCACCAGGAGUAAGAGGAGAAAAAGGAGUGAAAGGUGA
Messenger RNA from Porites evermanni, 2209 nucleotides. Lineage: Eukaryota; Metazoa; Cnidaria; Anthozoa; Scleractinia; Poritidae. The record is from the annotation of a GenBank genome assembly.